ACGAGCCAGAAGUUAUAGUGCGUGGGGCUGGGCUUAGUAGGAGACCUGCUGGCCGGGGCCGCCUCCUAACGCCCGUCAGCCGGCCUCUCUUCCUCCGUGGGUUUGGAGGAGCCGCGGCGACCUUGGCCUCCAGCGUCUCUGGCAAACUGACGCGGGGGUGGCGGCCAGGAUGGUGAUGCUGGACUUACUGCAGGCUGGCGGGUCAGUGCUGGGGCAGGCUAUGGAGCAAGUAACGGGCGGCAACCUCCCAUCCAUGCUGCUCAUCGCCUGCGCCUUCACUCUCAGUCUGGUCUACCUACUCCGCCUCGCGGUUGGCCACCUGGCCCCACCACUGCCGGCUGGGGCGAAAAGUCCACCAUACAUUUUCUCUCCAAUUCCAUUCCUUGGACAUGCUAUAGCAUUUGGGAAAAGUCCAAUUGAAUUCCUAGAAGAUGCAUAUGAGAAGUAUGGACCUGUAUUUAGUUUUACCAUGGUGGGCAAGACGUUUACCUACCUGCUGGGGAGUGAGGCUGCCGCACUGCUUUUUAAUAGUAAAAACGAAGACUUGAAUGCCGAGGAUGUCUACAGCCGUCUGACAACACCUGUGUUUGGGAAGGGAGUUGCCUAUGAUGUGCCUAAUCCAGUUUUUUUGGAGCAGAAGAAAAUGUUGAAAAGUGGUCUUAACAUAGCCCACUUUAGACAGCACGUUUCUAUAAUUGAAAAAGAAACAAAAGAAUACUUUGAAAGUUGGGGAGAAAGUGGAGAAAAAAAUUUGUUUGAAGCUCUUUCUGAGCUCAUAAUUUUAACAGCCAGCCAUUGUUUACAUGGAAAGGAAAUCAGAAGUCAACUCAAUGAGAAGGUGGCACAACUGUAUGCGGAUUUGGAUGGAGGUUUUAGCCACGCAGCCUGGCUUUUGCCAGGCUGGCUCCCUCUGCCUAGUUUCAGACGCAGGGACAGAGCUCAUCGGGAGAUCAAGAAUAUUUUCUACAAGGCAAUCCAGAAACGCAGAGAGUCAGGAGAAAAAAUUGAUGACAUUCUCCAAACUUUAUUAGAGUCUACUUACAAGGAUGGGCGUCCUCUGACGGAUGAUGAAGUAGCAGGCAUGCUUAUUGGACUGCUCUUGGCAGGGCAGCAUACUUCCUCAACUACCAGUGCCUGGAUGGGCUUCUUUUUGGCCAGAGACAAAACACUUCAAGAAAAAUGUUUCUUAGAACAGAAAACAGUCUGUGGCGAGAAUCUGCCUCCUCUGACUUAUGACCAGCUCAAGGAUCUCAAUUUACUUGAUCGCUGUAUAAAAGAAACAUUAAGACUUCGGCCUCCUAUAAUGACCAUGAUGAGACUGGCCAAAACUCCUCUGACUGUGGCAGGGUACACCAUUCCUCCAGGACAUCAGGUGUGUGUUUCUCCUACUGUCAAUCAGAGACUCAAAGACUCAUGGGUAGAGCGUCUGGACUUUAAUCCUGAUCGCUACUUAGAGGACAGUCUAGCAUCAGUAGAGAAGUUUGCUUAUGUGCCAUUUGGAGCUGGGCGUCAUCGUUGCAUUGGGGAGAAUUUUGCCUAUGUUCAAAUCAAGACAAUUUGGUCCACUAUGCUUCGUUUAUAUGAAUUUGAUCUCAUUGAUGGGUAUUUUCCCACUGUGAAUUAUACAACUAUGAUUCACACCCCUGAAAACCCAGUUAUCCGAUACAAACGAAGAUCAAAAUGAAAAAGGUAGCAAGGAACUAAAAUGUGAACAUCACUGUAAACUGCAAAAGCAUUGAAGAGAAUGAAGUUUAUGAAAUAACUCCCAGUAUACUCUUUUUUUUUUGAGUUUGUAAUUUUAAAUAAGUUUAUUUAAGCUUAUGGUUUUUAUGUAUUAACUGAACAGUGCCAUCAAAUCCAAGGAAUUUCAGAAAUUUCCUAAUAGUUUUAUGAUGGAUACUUCAUAUGCUCUCUUUAAGGAAAUCAAGCUCAUUAGUUUGGUGGUGAGGAUCUUUGUUAACUGGCAGACUCUAAAUGACACAAUUUCCAGGUGUUAAAAGAGCAUACAUAGCUCUUGGCGAGAAAGUUCAGAGUAUUUAGAUCUCGUAGUAGAUCUCCAAGUAUAAAAGCCCAGUGAAAUAUCUGGAAGCCUUAGGUUAUUCAUUCAUUUAUUGGGCAGUGUAUGUAUAUGUAAGGAUGGAUGGGGAGGGAAUAAACUCACAUUUAAAGCCUUGGAUAAAAGAGAAUCCUAUUGUUUUGGUAUGAUGAUAUUUAGCAAUGAUGGAGCUAUAUUGUAGGAAAAUAUAGCCUUUGAAAUAGCUAGAAGCACUGUCCAUAGGAAACAGAUUUCUGACAAUGACUAAUUAUAUUUCCUAAAAAAUAAUACAAAAUUAAUUUUGUGUGACUAGAUCUAAUUAUUGAAUAUCAUAUAUUUAUCUGCCUAAUAAAUUUGUAUCUGGGUCCACAUAGUUCCAUUGGUGUGGAAGUCCAAAAUAAAGUCCUUGAAGGAUAAGUUUUGCUCUCUUUGGCCCAAGGUGAUUUCCAUAUCCUCUCUAGAAUCUAAUCAGGGGUUUUUGUGACUAGUUCUGUUAAUUUAGGUUAACAAGCUUUUUUUUUCCUUGUUAAAUACAAAACCUGAGAUCAGGAACUUUGGCUUUAAGACAAGGGUAAUACAGUGCAGGGUUUCUUGGGAGUGUAUCUCACUGGUCAAAUUCUGUGAAGCCUGUGUUCAAGAAUCAACUCAAAUUAUAACUGGAGAUGUGACUGUGUAUUACAGUUCUGUUUAAAAGGUUAGCGGUCUCAUGUUAAGCUAUUGGUGAAGGCAAAAUGUGUGUUGUUGAGUUUUUCACAUUAAAUUAUCUUUGAGAAUAUAGUCUGUAUUCAUAAAUUAUGAAGUGUGUGAUUCAAUGAGAAAAAUUCAGGAAUCUAGGUACUGGGAUGGGAAAAAAAAUGCCAUCUUUAUUUGUACUAAUUUCCUUUAUUCAUGAAUUUAUGUAACCUCAUUAGUAUUAGCAGUAUCCAUGAUUCUGCAAACAGAAAUCAGAUACUUUUCAUAUCACAUUAUAGAUAUCUCUUAACUUUUAUCACUACUGUGAAAUUAUGGUAUUCUAAGACUGUUAGAUCUUAUUUCUUACUCACCACUAGAAUUUUUUUAAGUUUUGAGUAUGUCUAUAUAAUUGGUUUCCUUUGCAAUCUUAUAUACUGUAUGUUUUUAAAAACAUUAUUCUGGGGACUCCCCUGGUGGUCCAGUGGUUAAGACCUCACCUUCCCGUGCAAGUGGUGCAGGCUGGACCCUUGGUCGGGAGCCAAGUUCCUGCAUGCCUUGGGGCCGAAAGACCAAAACAUAAAACAGAAGCAAUACUGUAGUAAAUUCACAAAGAUUUUAAAAAUGGUCUACAUCCCAAAAGCAUUAUUUUGAGAAGGGAUCCAUAGUUUCAUGAGAUUGCUAGAAAGGUUCAUGGCACAAAAAAGUUAAAACUCUGUGGUAAGGCUGGCUCAUGUUUAGUGAAUAGUUAUAAUAAAAUUUAGUUUUUAACUACAGAAUAAUUAUUGAGAAGCAUUAACAAGUCUGACUGUGGAGGCCUGAUGUUAUAAGGAUGCUGACGGGCAAACAAUUGGGAGUGAAACUGAUCAGAGGUACCCACUCACUCUUUUCUCAUUCUCCCUUAGAGUGGAAUCACCUUGAAUGGAAAGCUGUGCUUAGCUUAAAAAAGGUUUUACCCAUGAGCUCCUCUCUUCAACUGUUUUAGAAUACAUUUGUAACUUCUAGAACACGUUAUUGGAACUUAACUGCUAAUAUGGAAAAUUUAGGUAAUUUGAAAUUUCUAAGAAUGCAGAUUGCCUGUUUGUCUUGGUAUAAAUUGUAAACUAUCUAAUGUUAAGACAGAACCCUCUGGAAGUUAAGUGUCAGAUACCAGUCUCCUUGCUGUUUUAGUGGUAGCCAUGUUAUCAAGGAGGACUAGUUUGAAGAAAUAACAUUGAGACCUUGA
This is a messenger RNA of Odocoileus virginianus texanus, 3929 nucleotides long. It is a transcript of the gene CYP51A1, whose product is annotated as cytochrome P450 family 51 subfamily A member 1. Gene Ontology annotation, molecular function: heme binding; oxidoreductase activity, acting on paired donors, with incorporation or reduction of molecular oxygen; monooxygenase activity. The record is from RefSeq and is a predicted model, not a curated record. NCBI's taxonomy places the organism in Eukaryota, Metazoa, Chordata, Mammalia, Artiodactyla, Cervidae.